Molecule: messenger RNA, 2136 nt
Organism: Trematomus bernacchii (emerald rockcod)
Lineage: Eukaryota; Metazoa; Chordata; Actinopteri; Perciformes; Nototheniidae
Source: RefSeq, a predicted model, not a curated record
AUGAGACCCAUCCUCGAUCUGUCAGUUUUCAACAAGGUCAUAAUGAAAAGGCCUUUUCACAUGCUGACGAUCAGACAGGUGCUGGAGUGUGUUCACCAGGGAGACUGGUUCACAUCGAUAGACCUGAAGGAUGCAUACCUCCACGUAGCCAUCAUCCCAAAACACAGGAAAUACCUGCGUUUCUCAUUCCAGGGAAUAUCGUACCAGUACAACCGUCUGCUGUUCGGAUAUUCUCUGGCUCCUCGCACUUUUUCGAAGUGUGUAGAGACGGCGCUGCAGCCGCUACACAGAGGAGGGAUGAGAGUGCUGUUUUACCUGGACGACCUGCUAUUGCUGGCUCACUCCAGAGAGGAAGUUACUUUACAGACGGUACAGCUCGUAUCACAUCUGUCAAAGCUGGGUUUCAUAAUAAACUGGAAGAAGAGCUGCCCUCUUCCCUCCCAGAGUAUUAUUUACCUGGGUGUGGAAUUGAACUCAGCCCGCAUGAGAGCGCGACUCUCACAGCAGAGAGUGGAGGCACUGACAGCUCUUCUCCGACGCGUCACACCUCGCAGCGUGGUGACAGCCCUCUCCGUGAUGCAGCUGCUUGGCAUGAUGGCAGCUGGUCACGUGAGAGUAAUCCAGUAUUUUGCCCCGUUGCUGCGGAAUCAGCAUGUGUUGAUUCGCACAGACAACAAAGCCGCGGCAGCCUACAUCAAUCGCCAGGGCGGAGUACGCUCAGCGCAGCUUUUGAACACAGCCAGGCCGCUGUUGAUCUGGGCGCGCGCACACUUGCUCUCCAUCAGAGCAAUGUAUGUUCCCGGCGAACUGAACAAUGGGGCAGACCUCAUGUCCAGAGGAGGUCCUCGCCAGGGGGACUGGAGCCUCCAUCCCGAGCUGGUCUCCCAGCGCAGGACCCCCCCCCCCCCCCCUGGGGGUGGACGCGUUCGCACAUCGACCAUGGCCCAGGGGACUGUUGUACGCUUUCCCACCAGUCCCGCUGAUUCCUCGGUUCCUGGACCGAGUGCAGGAGGAGCGACUGUCAGUGAUCCUAAUUGCCCCGGAGCGCACGGGCGCUUCCUGGUUUCCAUGCCUACAGCGUACGCUGUCAGGCAGACCGUGGGAAAUUCCGUGGCGCGGGGACGCUCUCUCGCAGGUGGAGGGAGCGAUCAACAGUCACCCUGUGAUAGGCCAGCACUUAUGGGCAUGGCCCCUGAACGGGAACACUUAGAGGGGCUGGGCCUCUCUCAAGAUGUUGUACGGACCAUUCAGGGAGCCAGGGCCGCGUCUACCAGAGCGUCCUACACAGCCAAGUGGACAGCUUUCCAGCGUUGGUGUGUAGAAAAAAGCCUGGACCCCAUUACGUGCCCCCUGCCUCACGUGCUGUCAUUCCUCCAGCUGUUGUUGGACAGGAAUUUGGCUUUCAACACAAUCAAGGUCUAUGCUGCUGCCAUAUCAUCUUGUCAUGUGGGUUUCGGGGUCGGGACGGUGUUUAGUCACCCCCUGACGAAACGUUUUCUGCGAGGAGUACGGAGACUCAGACCUGUGUCACGCGCACUAGCGCCUCAGUGGGAUUUGGCUUUGGUGUUACGCGCACUAAGCAAAGCCCCAUUUGAACCUUUAGAUCAGGUUCCCCUUAAGAUGUUAUCAGCCAAAGUAGUACUACUUUUGGCUCUAACAUCAGCAAAAAGGGUGAGUGAUUUGUCUGCUCUCUCUGUGGCUCCGUCAUGCCUCCGGAUCCAAGGAGAUGGCAGUUCAGCUGUUUUACGCCCUAACCCGGCUUUUAUGCCAAAGGUCAUCACAAGCUCUUUUAGGUCAAGAGUGAUCACCCUGGAUGGCUUCUUUCCCCCUCCUCACAGGUCGGAGGAAGAAGCCACGUCUCAUCUCCUCUGUCCUGUGCGCGCGCUGUCCUUACACUGGCUGUGUGAGGCUGUGUCACAGGCAUAUGUCUCCUCUGGGGUGGAUCCCCCGGAGAACAUCAAUGCGCACUCCACCAGAGGAAUUUCCUCCUCCACGGCUUUGCACGGAGGAAUGUCAGUGGAAGACAUUUGCACUGCUGCAUCUUGGUCUUCUCCCUGUUCAUUUAAUCAAUUUUAUUUGAGGGAUGUCUCCCAUUCCUCUCUGACACACCCUCUUUUUUACCUGUGCUUACCUUAG